AGCAGUCCAAAAGAGCUUUACAGGACAGGCGGGAGUGCGCAGCGACGCGAACGCGCAUGCACUCACCCACAGAGACCCACUGCGAUUGGAAGCGCGAGGCGGUCAGAUCGUGUGUUUUGUGUUGCUGGCGCGCAGUAUCUUUUCACGCAAGUGCCAAGGACUGCAAGGGAAAAGUUUAUUUCAAAGACUCACCAACUAACGGGCAUGAUCGCUCCCAGAUUCCCCUGAACGCCAGCCGUGCGGACACAGCAAGAGAGAGAUGUGGAUCCACUUACAGUCUGUCUUCUGAAUAACGCACGGACAGAUUGAGCCAUGACGGAACGGGAUGGCCGUUGUGAUUUGUCCAUCGCCCCGGGGCAGGUAUAUAUCGAGGUGGAGUUCGAUUAUGAGUACAAGGCGAAAGACAAACUCAUCUCCAUACGGCAGGGCGAAUGCUACCAGUUGGUUCGUAAAACCAACGAGGACUGGUGGCAAGUUCGGCGGGAGGAGGGCACCAAGGCUUUUUAUGUCCCCGCUCAGUACGUCCGAGAGGUCCGACGUGCCCUUAUGCCACCGCCCAAACCUCGCGCAAAGCCCCCCAACGUCCUUGAAAUCAGCCAGUGCCGAUCGUCGAAUGAAAAUCUCAACCAACGCGCUCCUACGGAAAGGUCCAGCUUUGGCAGGCCACCUCCUUCAACGACACCUUCCCCAUUGCCAGGGCAACUGACCCCGCCUUUGUUGAUGCGGGACACCAAUCAGAACCCGGGGAUGAAGAGCGUUGUUGCCGAGCUGACUCUGCUCAACAACAACAACCAUCAUAACUAUCACCAUGGCAACCCCACACUUCCACGAGGGCGGGCGGAAUCCCCUCCACGAGAGCAUGGUUGCCAGGGGAAACUCCCAGGUGUGUUGACGGUGGACACGGAAGGGAGCGUGUCACCAGGAAAUGGGUUGGAGAAAAUGAGAAAUGACUCUGAAUCUGGAGAUGAGCUCAGCAGCAGCUCUACCGAACACAUGCAGAAGGACCUCACUUUCUCAGCGGGGGCCGGUUUUGGCCCCAGAUCCACAGGAGACAUGUUCUCCUACCUUCGAUCUCCACACUACCUGGGUAUAUCUCCCACCGGACAGGGUCGACCCGAGUCCCCCGUGUACACAAACCUCCAGGAGUUGAAGAUCUCUCAGUCAUCUCUCCCACCUGUUCCCGCUUCCUCCCCUCUACACAUCCUGGGCGACUGGGAAACGCACAAAGAUUCGAGUGGAAGAAGCUUCUACUACAACCGCACGACUCAAGAGAGGACCUGGAAACCACCCCGCUCACGAGACAACGGGGUCAGUCGCGGGGACACGUCCAACACUGGAGACAUGGAGCAUUUGUCCUCUGAGGAGAACUGUCCCAGUACACACUCCAGUCAGUCAGACAGUCAGUACGGGUCACCCCCUAGAGGCUGGUCUGAGGAACUGGAUGAACAUGGCCACACACUCUAUGUGUCUGAAUACAACAAUGAAAAGUGGAUUAAGCAUGUGGAUGAACAAGGACGGCCGUAUUACUAUAGUGCCGAUGGAUCCCGUUCAGAAUGGGAGUUACCAAAAUAUAAUCUCUCUCCCCCAAUCUCUGAAGAAGCUCCUAAGAGUCACAGUUUGGAAAGGAAGCCGCAGGAGCCCAUUGUGCUGACCAAGUGGAGACACAGCACAUAUGUGCUGGACAUCACUGAUAAGCUGCCAUUCAAAAACAGAUGGUUCAGUGUGAACCGCCUCACCGGGGGCUUCGGUCUGUCACUGUACAGAGAAGAGUCUGUAAAUGCCAAACACAACUCUCCUGAAUCAGACUCCUGCCCCUCUUCACCAAAACACCCCUCGACCCCAUCAGAAAAGUGUGGUGUUCUCAAUGUCACCAAGAUUACUGAACAUGGCAAGAAAGUCAGGAAGAAUUGGGCCUCCACAUGGACUGUCCUGCAGGGAUCCUCUUUACUCUUUGCAAAGGGUCAGGGCAGCGCCACCAGCUGGUCGUACUGCCGCAAUGGUUCCUUUCCUGAACUCCUCCUUUCAUUGCUAAGUAGCUGGAAGCGUUCGAUUAAGCCCCGGCCUGCUGUGUCCUAUACGCACUGUAGACGCGGCCGGGCUCCUUCUUUUGGAGGCAACCAGUCCAAACCGGAAUUCACAGUGGACCUCCGAGGAGGUUCGGUCGAGUGGGCAUCCAAAGAAAAGUCCAGCAAGAAGCAUGUAAUUGAGCUGAAGACACGAGUGGGCACAGAGCUGCUGAUUCAGUCUGAGAUUGACAGUGUUAUUAAUGACUGGUUCAGAGCGCUUUCUGAAACCAUCAACACACAUGCGUGGGAGUCUGAUGAAGCCAUUGAAGAGGACAUGCCCGAGUCUCCUGGAACUGAGAAACACGACAAAGAGAAAGACCCCAGAGACUCAAAGAAAAACAGAGUAGUGAAGAACCCCAGCAUGGAGUCGUCUGAACAGAAGAAGACCAGAGUGAAGCUGAAGAAGUUUCUCACACGGAGACCAACCUUACAGGCUGUCAGGGACAAGGGCUACAUAAAAGAUCAAGUGUUUGGCUGCAGUUUGACUGCCUUGUGUCAGAGAGAAGGCACUUCUGUGCCUAAUUUUGUCAAGACGUCCAUUGAGCAUGUGGAGAAUACAGGCUUAAAUGUUGAUGGCUUGUACAGAGUCAGUGGAAAUCUGGCCGUCAUACAGAAAUUGCGCUUUGCCGUCAAUCAUGAUGAAAAGGUGAAUCUGGAAGACAGUAAAUGGGAGGAUAUCCACGUGACUACAGGUGCUCUGAAGAUGUUUUUCCGGGAGCUUCCAGAGCCUCUGUUCACCUACACAUCCUUUAAUGACUUUGUCGAAGCCAUUAAAAACUCAGAUUACAAGCAGCGAGUCCAAUCCAUAAAAGACUUGAUCAAACAGUUGCCAAAACCCAAUCAGGAAACAAUGAAAGCGUUAUUUGAACACCUAAAAAGAGUGAUAGAUCACGGCGAGGUGAACAGGAUGACGACCCAGAGCGUGGCUAUCGUGUUCGGCCCAACCCUGCUGAGGCCGGAGAUUGAGACGGGCAAUAUGGCGGUUCAUAUGGUCUAUCAAAACCAGAUUGUAGAACUCAUCCUUCUGGAGUAUGAGAACAUUUUUGGGAGGUAGAACAUCUCUAAGUGACACCACCUGAGAAUCAAUCCAGAGAACACAACGCCAGAAGUUUAACAUCUCAUAUCCAUCGCACAAACACGCACCACUGCUGUGGACCAAGCCUAAAAGUGUAUAUAAACAAACAUGAGUGGAUUUACUGUGACUUAUGACUGGAUAUAAGCAAAGAAAAUGAAUACAGGAAGGUUAUUUAUGCACUUAAUGUUUUUUUUAUUUUUUUUAUUUUGAGGAUAUACAAAAUUUUCUCUUUUUUUCCAUUUGGAUCGUCAUUCCUUGGCUUAGAAUAAGCUGGAUGAACUUUUGGACAAUUAUGGAUGGUCAUUAGUUUCCUUUAUGCACUCUUUUUUGGGGGGAAAUUUGAAUAUUUCCCUAAGUUGGGAACUGGAAUGGACUUUAUCUUAGCCAGUAUUGACGCCUAGAAUGAAAACUGACUGAGCAGACACUUUCAAGUCUCAUCAGAUUGAGUUUUUUUUUUGCUGUGAAAUGUUUAAAAGUAAAACUGAUUUUGGGGUUUCAUUCAUUGAGACACGUGUCUGACUUGUAUCUGGGCUUUCUUUGACUCAGAGUUUUUGUUUUCUUCAUUUUUUUCCUGUGGAAUAAGCUGAAAGUGCACUGUAUUAGUAGACAGUAUUAUUUGACAAUGACUACUGACCGACGGAUAAUGGGGAUCGAUUAAAAUGGACAAUGAUUAAUAAUCAGUAUUAGGACAGGAAUCCUGUUUCAAAUGGGAAAGGCUCUGAGAAAAAUCUCUUUUUUUUUCCCAGAGUGUUUUCUCCAUAUCCACCCAUGUUUGCCCUCCAUCUGCACUUGCCUAAAGUUUACCGGAAAGGCCAUGCGCCUCUUGCUUCAGGACGUCACGCUACUGGAUAACAGACAUGCUCAUCACACUUGUGUCUUUUGUGUUAUCCAACAGAGAAACUCCUUUUUAAUUCAGUGGCCCUCCCUUUAAUGAAAUAUCAGGUCUUUCACGUGCUUGAGGUCAAACCUGUGUUGUUUCCUUGGAAUAAAUGGACUGUGUUGUGCCGAAUUGUGUAACAGUAUGCAGGAGAAACAGGUUGUUUUCCAGAUGUGAACCUGAUAUAUGUUGUGUAGUUCAAAAGCAAGACCUCUCAAAAACAGUCAGAGAGCUCGUCUCUCGCCCUCGUAUCUCUCGGGCUUACUGGAAAAAGAAAGGUGAGAUGCUUAUAUCGGCAUUUAGGCCUUACACAGUUUCAAAUCAAUACCGAAAAAUAUUCAUCUCCGGUUUCCUGCUCUGCCCCUGGAUGGAAAGCUGCUUGAUAACAAAUUGACAGGAUGGUACUGGAAAUAGUACUGCAGUUAGUGUUAACGGAAGGUACGCAUGGUAAACGCCGCCUUUGUCUUGUUUUUAACCAAAUUCAGAAAGUAUAUGUACAUACUACUUCAACAAGAACUUGAACCCUGUUGUACAAACAAAGAAAAAUACCAAUAAUAGUUGAAGUGUAAUGGCUUGAAGUUGUGUGUCAAUAACAAGUGAAAAGAUCUAAUAUUGUUGAUGUAUGGAAAAAAGAAAUGAGUGCUGGGUAGGGCGAGGGAGGGGUGAUGUCAUCACGCAUUGUGAACUGCACAUUUUGAAUGUAAUUUUCAGACUAACUGCUAUUUCUGAAAUUGAUGUCUAAUCCUAAUUAAAAAAGACAAAAACUCAUGGAUAAUAUUAAAGUGAUAAUGCCUGA
Rhinichthys klamathensis goyatoka is the source of this 4814-nucleotide messenger RNA. It is a transcript of the gene arhgap12b, whose product is annotated as Rho GTPase activating protein 12b. NCBI's taxonomy places the organism in Eukaryota, Metazoa, Chordata, Actinopteri, Cypriniformes, Leuciscidae. The record is from RefSeq and is a predicted model, not a curated record. The transcript has 21 exons. Gene Ontology annotation, molecular function: protein binding. Bases 313 to 3120 code for a protein of 935 amino acids. Gene Ontology annotation, cellular component: cytoplasm. Gene Ontology annotation, biological process: regulation of GTPase activity; signal transduction.